AUGUGCCCAUUAAUUGGAUUUCGUAAAAGUGGCAUUGAUGUUUGUCUUGCAAUUGGAAAUGCAAAUAUUGACAAAGCAGAGAUUUUGUUGAAGCUUCCUGAUAUUUUGAAAUCUGAUAAUCUUGGGAAUGUUCACGUAAUCCUCUUGAAGGGUAAAUUGGUCUGUUUAGGCAUUGACUCAAGCCAGGUUCCCAUAGUGAGGCUUAUGGAUCUUACUACUGGAAUCCGUUGUGAUAUUUGUGUAAACAACUUGCUUGCUGCUAUAAAUACAAAGCUUCUACGUGACUACUCAAAGAUAGAUGUAAUAUUUAGACAAUUGCUGAAACAUCCCAAAAACACAGUCUAAAAAUUUCGUUUUUAAUUCAUUGUGAAAACCAUAAUAUCCAAUCU
This is a messenger RNA of Lactuca virosa, 389 nucleotides long. The record is from the annotation of a GenBank genome assembly. NCBI's taxonomy places the organism in Eukaryota, Viridiplantae, Streptophyta, Magnoliopsida, Asterales, Asteraceae.